AUGGCCGAGAGCGCCCCAGCCCCCGCCGCAGAGAGCGCGCCCGCCGCCCCGGCCAAGGCCCCCGCCGCCAAGGCCGCCGCUAAGAAGCCGAAGAAGGCGGCGAGCGGCUCCAAGGCCCGCAAGCCCGCGGGGCCCAGCGUCACCGAGCUGAUCACCAAGGCCGUGUCCGCCUCCAAGGAGCGCAAGGGGCUCUCGCUCGCCGCGCUCAAGAAGGCGCUGGCCGCCGGCGGCUACGAUGUGGAGAAGAACAACAGCCGCAUCAAGCUGGGGCUCAAGAGCCUCGUCAGCAAGGGCACCCUGGUGCAGACCAAGGGCACCGGCGCCUCCGGCUCCUUCCGCCUCAGCAAGAAACCCGGGGAAGUGAAGGAAAAAGCCCCGAAAAAGAAAGCUUCGGCAGCUAAGCCCAAGAAGCCGGCGGCGAAGAAGCCCGCCAGCGCCGCUAAGAAGCCCAAGAAAGUGGUGACAGCAAAGAGCCCCAAGAAAGCCAAGAAACCUGCAGCCAAGAAAACAGCGAAGAGCCCCAAGAAGGCGACAAAGGCCGCUAAGCCCAAAAAAGCGGCGGCAGCAGCCAAGAGCCCGGCUAAGGCGAAAGCGGUGAAGCCCAAAGCAGCCAAGCCAAAAGCUGCAAAGGCAAAAGUGGCCAAGGCAAAGAAGGCAGCACCGAAGAAAAAGUAAGCCCUUCACUGAAGAAGUCUUGCUCCACAUUUAAACCCAACGGCUCUUUUAAGAGCCCCCCACAUUUUCUUAAAAAGAGCUGAAAUUAUAAAAUUGAAUUCGCAGUUUAUUAUCUUGACAGCUUUGGAGAAAAAAAACUUACAUAACAGGUCGUGUAAUUUUUUAUAAUAUUGAGAUAGAGUUGACGAACCUGGCAGCCUAAGAAAACGCAUGUGAUACUUCCGGGAUUUU
This is a messenger RNA of Zonotrichia leucophrys gambelii, 906 nucleotides long. Its product is annotated as histone H1.11L-like. Gene Ontology annotation, biological process: nucleosome assembly. Gene Ontology annotation, cellular component: nucleosome. The transcript has a single exon. Bases 1 to 675 code for a protein of 224 amino acids. Gene Ontology annotation, molecular function: structural constituent of chromatin; DNA binding. The record is from RefSeq and is a predicted model, not a curated record. Lineage: Eukaryota; Metazoa; Chordata; Aves; Passeriformes; Passerellidae.